CCAUAGACCUGUCCUGCCACCCGGAAGUCGGUCAAAGAGCAUACCACACUUCCCGUCAUGGCGGCCCGCAGUGUGUUUAUACCGGGACUGUUCAAGAACAAAGUCGCAAUUGUCACUGGAGGAGGAACUGGCAUUGGGAAAGCCAUAGCAGCCGAGCUGAUGGGACUAGGUUGCAGUGUAGUUAUUGCGUCUCGGAAACUUGACCGGUUAAAGGAAGCUGCCAAAGACCUGAUCGCUAACAUCUCUCCUGCAAACCCCUCUCUGCUGACUGCCCUUCAGUGUAACAUCCGCAAAGAGGAUGAGGUGGAGUCGUUAGUUAAGUCUACCUUGGACCUGUACGGACGGAUUGAUUUCCUAGUGAACAAUGGAGGCGGCCAGUUCCCAAGUCCAAGUGAAGCCAUAAGUGCCAAGGGAUGGAAUGCAGUAAUAGACACCAACCUCACCGGAACCUUCUACUGUUGUAAAGCAGUGUAUAACAUGUGGAUGAAAGAUCACGGAGGAGCCAUAGUAAAUAUUGUGGCAGACAUGUGGAAAGGAUUUCCUGGCAUGGCGCAUACAGGUGCUGCGAGAGCUGCUGUGGACAAUCUGACCAAAAGUCUCUCUAUUGAAUGGGCACACAGAGGUGUCAGGAUAAACUCUGUCGCUCCUGGUACAAUCUUUUCACAGACUGCUGUAGAGAAUUACAAAGAUAUUGGGCCCGCAAUGUUUCAAAACUUCAUCCCCAAGAUACCAGCAAAGAGACUAGGAGUUCCUGAGGAGAUAUCACCCAUGGUUUGCUUCCUGCUGUCACCUGCUGCGUCUUUCAUCACUGGAGAAACGGUGAAGGUCGAUGCUGGACAAAGCUUAUACAUAUCUCAUUGGGAAGUACCAGAUCACAACAGGUGGCCGGAAGCUCCCGAUGGUGAAAACACCAAAGCUUUGAAGAAAAUGUUUUCAGCUAUCCCACCUCCAAAGCUCUGACCAUUGGGGCCAAGACCUGGAACGCUAUAACGCACAUCGCUGACUGGCUUAAUUACCAAGCAGCAAUUAUACACUAAUGAAGACUAAAUAACAGAUGCAGGUUUUACAUUCUUUUUUUUACAUGAUGGCUUCAAAGGCUUAGUCAAUAAGUAAUUUUAAAAGAACACAUCAUUAAAAAAAAAAAAUUAUGUUUGAAGAGUAGUAAAUCUAUCUUUGAACAGAUGCAUAAUCUAUGGAUAAAGACAGAUUUGCACAAACGUGCUAACUGUGCUUGCUAUGGGUUCUAGUUAAAUAAGUUUUUUUGUGUUUCUAUCAGUGAUCAUUGAUUGUCAAUUCUAACCAUAGCUGUCACACACAUUAGGCAGUGUACGCACCUAGAGCAUUGUGAACUCAGGUAUCUGGAUUACCCUUACAUGGGUUUUUUAGUCUACAAAAAGGGAAUAUAGAGGGAGCCCAAACUAGUAUGUUGCCUACUGGCCCAAUGAUAUUGGAGACCUUCCCUGCUGAAGCCAGUGUUACUAAGCUACAUAAGUAUUCUAGAAUGUCCUUUAAGAUUCUUCAAGAACAAACAUAGUUAUUGGAAUUAUCUAAGGAUGACUGAUGAGAUAGAUAAAUGAAUCUCAGCUUUUUUAUUGCACUAUAUCUACAGAGCAUAGGCAGAUUCUGCCUAUAGAUAAGCGACCUCUAACGGAAUUAGCAUUCUGGAAAAAGGAAGCCUCUAUAAAAAUACUAAGUGUGCUAAAUUGAUUUUAAUGCUUUAGGCAGAAGGAUAAAAUGUUCUUGUGCAAGGAUACAGCCCUGCACUUCCAGAAUUAUUGUAUUACCCUCUGAAUGGUUUAGAUUGAAUACAUAUUUACCUAUACAUAACUCAUUUCUGGGAAAAAUGUGAUUCCCAUAUAUUACACAGUUGUCUUAGUACUUUUGUUACAUCAGCUGGUACAUGACAGAUACAGUAAAUAUCCCUCAAACAUGCAUCUUUAACAGUACAUGAAAAUCACCACUAAGCCCACACUAAUGUAAUACAGGUUGAAUAUCCCCUAUCUAAAUAUUCCGAAAUACGGAAUUUUUUGAUUUAGACUGAGAUAGUGAAACCUUUGUUUUCUGAUGGCUCAAUAUACACAAAGUUUGUUUAAUGCACAAAUUUAUAAAAAAUAUUGUAUUAAAUGAUCUUCAGGCUUGUGUAUAUGAGCUGCAUAUGAAACAUAAAUGAAUUGUGUGUAUGUACAUAAACUUUGGGCCUAAUUCAGACUUGAUCGCAGCAGCAAAUUUGUUAGCAAAUGGGCACAACCAUGUGCAUUGUAGGGGUGGCAGAUAUAACGUGCAGAGAGAGUUAUAUAUGGGUGGGUUAUAUUGUUUCUGUGCAGGGUAAAUACUGGCUGCUUUAUUUUUACACUGCAAUUUAGAUUUCAGUUUAAACACACCCCACCCAAAUCUAACUCUCUCUGCACAUGUUAUAUCUGCCCCACCUGCAGUGCACAUGGAUUUGCCCAUUUGCUAACAAAUUUGUUGCUGCGAUUAGGUCUGAAUAAGGCCCUUUGUUUAAUGCACAAAGUUAUAAAAAAAAUUGGCUAAAAUGACCUUCAGGCUGUGUGUAUAAGGUGUAUAUGAAACAUAAAUGUAUUCUGUGCAUAGACUUGGGUCCCAUCACCAUGAUAUCAAUUAUUCCAAAAUACGGCAAAAUAUGAUAUCCAAAAUACUUCUGGUCCCAAGCAUUUUGGAUAUGGGAGACUCAACCCUUAAUAACCAUGUCCUGUAAUUUAAUUUAAUUAAUUUGCCAUGUGGACUCCUAAAUAUUCCCCAGUGUGUUUUUGUGAAUUCUGUUGUCAGAAAUCUAGAAGUCCAUAGCAAGUCAAGAGGUUGGAAGGACAGCAGGCUGCAGUUGAGAAUGAUCUGGUAUUGAGAUUAGUAGAAGAUAAGCAGCUGAAAUACCCGGGAGGGACAUACAGUACAUAUAUAGCUAUCAAUAACUAAUGUUCCUUUCCUUAUGUUCUACUCCAUACUGUACAUGUUGCAUGAUCUUAAGUUUAGCUCUAAAAGAAAGCACUGAAUUAUGAAACUGAUUUUUCAUUUCUAAAUCCACAAUUAAUGUUCAUUUGAAAAAUGUGCCAUAAAUGUCAUAAUAAACUUUAUUUUAAAUGCA
Messenger RNA from Pseudophryne corroboree (corroboree frog), 3100 nucleotides. It is a transcript of the gene PECR, whose product is annotated as peroxisomal trans-2-enoyl-CoA reductase. Gene Ontology annotation, molecular function: trans-2-enoyl-CoA reductase (NADPH) activity. Gene Ontology annotation, biological process: phytol metabolic process. The coding region runs from base 58 to 960 and encodes 300 amino acids. Lineage: Eukaryota; Metazoa; Chordata; Amphibia; Anura; Myobatrachidae. The record is from RefSeq and is a predicted model, not a curated record. Gene Ontology annotation, cellular component: peroxisome. The transcript is spliced from 8 exons.